AUGGCCAGCAUUACCGAAAUGGAGGCCGAGGCCCCCCACAACAACUUCGACACUAUCCUCGUUCUCGACUUUGGUUCGCAGACGAGCCAUCUCAUCCUGAGACGCCUGCGUGCACUCAAGGUGUACGCUGAGAUGCUGCCAUGCACCACGAAGCUGGCGGAUCUCCCCUUCAAACCGAAGGGUAUUGUGUUUUCCGGAGGACCCUCGUCCGUCUACGAUCAGGGCGCGCCUCAUGUUGACCCUGCCGUCUUCGAUCUCGGUGUCCCGAUUCUGGGCAUUUGCUACGGUUGCCAGGUAAUAUCCCUCUGCUUUCAAUUGAUUAUAGUACAGGAGCUUGCUUGGAGAAUCAACUCCGACAACGUCGCCCGCGGCGCAGCCCGAGAGUACGGUCAUGCCGAUGUCACCAUCCACAACUCGGGCAACUCCCACACGGAUCGCCUCUUCGCAGGUCUGGGAGAGACGAUGCAUGCCUACAUGUCCCACUUCGACAAGCUCGUAAAGCUGCCUGAAGGCUUUGCAGUUGUCGCGAGCACAAAGAACAGCGAAUAUGCCGCAAUUGCCCAUCAGACUAAGCCGAUUUAUGGCGUUCAAUUCCACCCUGAGCUGGAACACACGCCGAGAGGCAGUGAGAUCCUUCGUAACUUCAGUGUUGACAUUUGCGGAGCGCAGCCCAACUGGGUUAUGAGUGACUUUAUCAAGAAGGAGAUUGUUCGCAUCAGACAUCUCGUUGGCGAUCGUGCCCAAGUUAUUGGCGCUGUGAGCGGAGGAGUUGAUUCCACCGUCGCUGCUAAGCUUAUGAAGGAAGCGAUUGGCGAUCGCUUCCAUGCGAUUCUAGUUGACAACGGAGUCAUGCGUCUCAACGAGUGCGAGCAGGUGAAGGAGACGCUCCAGAAGCACCUCGGCAUCAACCUGACGGUUGUUGAUGGAGCUGAACUGUUCCUUGGUCGUCUCAAGGGCGUCACAGAGCCGGAGAAGAAGCGCAAAAUCAUUGGUGGAACAUUCAUCGAUCUCUUCGAGAAGGAGGCACUCCGUAUUGAGAAGGAGGCAGAGAACACUCCCAAUGCCGGCGCGGUCGAGUGGUUCCUCCAGGGCACUCUUUACCCCGAUGUUAUCGAGUCGCUUUCGUUCAAGGGCCCCAGCGCGACCAUCAAGACCCAUCACAAUGUCGGAGGUCUGCCCGACACGCUCAAGUUGAAACUCAUUGAGCCGUUGCGGGAACUUUUCAAGGAUGAAGUCCGAAGUUUCGGCAGAGAGCUUGGCAUCCACGACGAUCUCAUCAUGCGACACCCUUUCCCGGGCCCCGGAAUCGCCAUCAGAAUUCUUGGAGAGGUCACACCGGAGCGCGUGGCAAUUGCCCGAGCUGCUGACAACAUCUUCAUUUCGAUGAUCAAGGAAGCUGGCAUCUACGAUCAGAUGUCCCAGAGCUAUGCUGGCCUGGAUACCAACAGAGCCGUGGGUGUGCAGGGUGACGCCAGAGUCUAUGGCUACAUUGUCAUUCUGCGCGCUGUGCAGACUGCAGACUUCAUGAGUUGCGAGCCUUUUGAGUUCGACUUCAACCUCCUGAAGAAGAUCUCCACACGCAUCGUCAACGAGGUUGAGGGUGUCUCGCGUGUCGUGUAUGACAUUACCAGCAAGCCGCCCGGUAAGCCUAUUGAUUUCCGCCCUCGAGACCCCAUCGGCGGGCCGUAUGCCCGCGUGCACGUACGUGGAACACGAAUCUAA
Messenger RNA from Colletotrichum graminicola M1.001, 1722 nucleotides. RefSeq names its product GMP synthase domain-containing protein. Gene Ontology annotation, cellular component: cytosol. Gene Ontology annotation, biological process: GMP biosynthetic process. The record is from RefSeq and is a predicted model, not a curated record. Gene Ontology annotation, molecular function: GMP synthase activity; ATP binding; GMP synthase (glutamine-hydrolyzing) activity. The transcript has 24 exons. Bases 1 to 1722 code for a protein of 573 amino acids. NCBI's taxonomy places the organism in Eukaryota, Fungi, Ascomycota, Sordariomycetes, Glomerellales, Glomerellaceae.